Diversispora eburnea is the source of this 122-nucleotide messenger RNA. Lineage: Eukaryota; Fungi; Glomeromycota; Glomeromycetes; Diversisporales; Diversisporaceae. The record is from the annotation of a GenBank genome assembly.
UCCAGACUUUAAUUAUUAAAUUAAAACAAGAUUUAUUGAAAGUCCGACAUAAAACUCAAUUCAGUCUAGAUAGUCAGUGUUCUAGUAAUACUAUUGUUAAACAUGGAAGUCGAACAAUAUAA